Molecule: messenger RNA, 814 nt
Organism: Syzygium oleosum
Lineage: Eukaryota; Viridiplantae; Streptophyta; Magnoliopsida; Myrtales; Myrtaceae
Product: lachrymatory-factor synthase-like
Exons: 1
Coding region: 84-590 (168 amino acids)
Source: RefSeq, a predicted model, not a curated record
AUUUAGCUACCACAUGUUUGGGCUUUAUCUAAUAAACGUCUCCAUCUUUGCCAUAAAUCCAACAGUUCUCCCUCUCUCUCUCAAUGGCAGAAGAAACCCAACCAAGAUGGGAAGGCAAGCUCAUUGCUGAGCUGAGAGGGCCAACACCGGACCAAGCGUGGCCAUUCCUGGCGGAUUUUUGCAACAUCCACAAGUUGCUUCCCUCCAUAGACACGUGCCACCAAGUCGAGGGCGUCCCAGGCCAGCCUGGCCUCGUCCGGUACUGCGCCUCCACCGUGUCCAGCGACGACUCUGACCCGUCGAAGAUCAAGUGGGUCACUGAGCGGCUCCUCAUGAUGGAUCCUAGUGACAAGUGCUUCAGCUAUGAGGUUGUGGACAACAAUAUUGGGAUCAAGUCCUAUGUUGCCACGAUUAGAGUGCUGCCCAUGAAUGAUGAGGAUGGUAAGAUGGUUGGGUGCAUGAUUGAGUGGUCCUUUGUGGCUGAUCCAGUUGAGCGUUGGGGGCUCCAAGAUAUGAGGUCUUACUUUGAUUUUUGCGUCAAAUCUGUGGCCAAGAAGAUAGAAAGUGCAAUUCAAGAAGCUAGUGGGUGAAUUCAGAAAACGUGAUCUCUCUUGUUGAUUGAUUAAGAAUGCUUUUAUAUACUUUAGUAUGACUCUGUUUGAUCUCUUAAGGUUGUGUUUUGCAUUUCCUGGACCUUCAAUCUCCGCGUGAAUUUCCUUUUUCUUUGCUUCAUCUUGUCCUCUGAAUUUUGAUUUCAGUACUAAUGAUCAAAUUCUUUCAAUUAAUAAUUUAGGCUUAUCUCUUGUGAAGUCUC